Phodopus roborovskii (desert hamster) is the source of this 2625-nucleotide messenger RNA. It is a transcript of the gene Ccdc50, whose product is annotated as coiled-coil domain containing 50. The record is from RefSeq and is a predicted model, not a curated record. Bases 103 to 1548 code for a protein of 481 amino acids. NCBI's taxonomy places the organism in Eukaryota, Metazoa, Chordata, Mammalia, Rodentia, Cricetidae. Gene Ontology annotation, molecular function: ubiquitin protein ligase binding. Gene Ontology annotation, cellular component: cytoplasm. The transcript is spliced from 12 exons.
AAUUCGGCAUCGACCCGGCCGGGGCGCGCGGGUGGCUGCGGCCGGCCCGCGGGGUGGGCGUGCGCCGAGGUCUCCGUGCGCCCGCGAGGCCGAGCGGCCGCCAUGGCCGACGUGAGUGUGGAUCAGUCCAAGCUGCCGGGCGUGAAGGAAGUGUGUCGAGAUUUUGCUGUCUUAGAGGACCACACCCUGGCUCAUAGCCUGCAGGAACAAGAGAUUGAGCAUCAUUUGGCAUCAAACAUUCAGCGGAACCGCCUGGUCCAGCAUGAUCUGCAGGUGGCUAAGCAGCUCCAAGAAGAAGACCUGAAAGCCCAAGCUCAGCUCCAGAAGCGCUUCAAAGACCUUGAACAGCAUGAUUGUGAAAUUGCUCAGGAAAUUCAGGAGAAGCUGACCAUUGAGGCUGAGAGACGACGUAUUCAGGAGAAGAAGGAUGAGGACAUAGCACGUCUUUUGCAAGAGAAGGAGCUGCAAGAAGAGAAAAAGAGGAAGAAGCACAUUCCAGAACCUGGUGGGGGCCGUGCUUUUGGAGAUGGCUACUAUCAUGAAGAUGGAGACCAGCCAAGGUCAAGGAGGGCCAGGGAAUUGGGUUCUGGAUACUCAAGGUUUUAUAGACUCCAAAAUGAUGGGAAGACUAUAAAGCAGAAGAAGGAGAAACCAAAGCAUGCACUGGAAAACUUGGAAGAUCUGGAGGAAUCUUGUUCAUCAGAGAGAUCUCUGCUGUCUUCUAACUCAGGCAGAAGGAGGGAUGGUGCUCAACCUUCCAGUGAUUUGCAUGAAAGAAAAUGGGCUGGUCAAGAGAGGCUCUGCAAACCUCCACUUCCGAAGAUCAGUGGUGAGGUAUUUCUGAGCACGGAAUCUGAUGACUGGGAGGCUAACAAUAGCCCUAGAACUCGAAGUUGGGAAAAGCAGUCCCGACACCAUGGCAGACCUUCACCCAAGUCUUCACAGAAAACAGGGUUUCCCUCUAAGGAAGUUGUGUGUGGGAGGGACCGUGGGCAAGGCGAUUACAGAGAAAGGAGACGUAAGCCCAGGACUCCUUCCUUCUCAGAGGAUGAAGAUCUUCACCACCACCGUGACACAGGAAUGAAACCAAGAGGAAUAAAAGAGUCUGCCAGUACUCCUGCACGAAUGAUGCACAAGGACCAGGAAUGGCACGAUGCCGAAAUUGCUCGAAAAUUGCAAGAGGAAGAACUCUUGGCCACCCAUGUGGACGUAAGAGCUGCUCAGGUUGCCCAGGAUGAGGAAAUUGCUCGACUUUUGAUGGCAGAAGAAAAGAAAGCUUACAAGAAAGCCAAAGAGCGUGAAAAGUCAUCUUUGGAAAAAAGGAAACAUGACCCUGAGUGCAAGUCAAAAGCAAAGUCAUCACACUCUAAGUCAAGAGAGAGUGAAGAAGUAUACCGUUCCAAGGUGGACAGGCCAUCACGACCACCACCACCUACAGUGAUGGACCCUGAGGAUCUGGACCACACCUAUUUUACAAACCAGCACAGUGCCACUCGUCACUUCUCAAAGUCGGAGUCCUCACAUAAAGGUUUCUAUAAUAAGCAGUAAAACAAAACAACAACAGAAAUGUAGUACCUGCCUUGAAAAUGGACUUGCUGUAGCACAUAUUAACUGAAUGAUACAAAAUGCAUUCCACGUUGGCUGUUCUCCUUCUAUGUGCCAUUCCUGGGAGUUACUCUCAAGUGUUUUCCUAUAAAAAAUUUCAGUUCACUUCAAAUGUUUUGGUUGUUCUGGUCACUUGGGCAGUAUAGGGAAAUACAGCUUCUGAAUAGAUUUCCUGGGAUGUAAUUAACUGGGUGAAAUGAUACUUGGUAGGUAUUGGCAUCUAGGGACUAGGUUUUAUUUAGCAAUUAGAAGUGUACAGAGAUACAUUAUCAAGUAAGUCUUAACAUUUUUGACUCAAGAAAGUAUAGUUAAGUAUAUGAAAUAGCUGCUUUGUUGUUUAUUCAUUUGAUAUUUUGAAGGAUAUAGUGUUUGGUCUUUAUCCUCUUCAAAAAAAAAAAAAAAAAAAAAAAAAAAAAAAAAAAAAGAAGAAAAAGAAAAAAAAAAAAGAAAGUAAAAUCACAACAACAAAAUAUAGAGGGAAUUCCCAGAGCAGUGAAUUUUGUUACUCUGGACACAUGGAUCAGUAGAUGCUCUGGAUAGUCACGUAACUAACCUGUUAGGAAAGUUGCUCUGAGAGUCAUACUGUAGCAUCGUGAUGCUAUUUCCUCAGUAGUCCUUGGGCAGUACAUCACAUGCUAAUAUUUAUUUGUAAAAACCUUAAUUGUCUGAUACUUUCACUCAGGUUCUUGAAGAAUCAAUUGAAAAUUAAAGAAAAAAAAUAGCCUUGCAAAGCUUUGAUUUUCUAAUUUAAUGUGGAGCCAAAGGAAAUGGAACGAUUUUCUUAAGAGCUGAUGCAAUCAAUCUUAUUGCUGUGUACAUCAAGUGUUUUGCUCCUAGGAUGUAGGAGUUUUUGUUGGCAACCACUCAGUGAUGUUUUAUGAACCUGCAAUGAUUAUACUAAUUCAACACAAAGUUGAAUUUGAUGAAGUGAAUUAUUAUCCAGGUAUACAGUUCUGCUUCUAUGUUGAUGGCCAUUGUAUUCUUUUCCAAAAGACCUUUAAACUCCUCUUCAAAACUGGA